AUGUCGGCGUCCAAGAAAUGGGCAGACGUGUCAACCGAGUUGAUCAAAGACCCCAACAACUUUAAACUAUGGCAAAGACUAAUUGAAUCAGCAGAAUACAAUGACAAACAAGGCAUAUCCAAGUCAACACCGUGGGACAAACUAGAGAUACUACGCACUUCCUACCACAAGUUUUUGGAAAGAUACCCCUAUUGUUACCGGUACUGGGUACGACUAGCUGAGUGGGAAUUCAAGUUGGGUGAGGACGCCGCCAAGGCAAUUGAAGUUUUCCAACGUGGCUUGCAGCAUCUAAGAUGCUGCAUUGAGCUCUGGCAUGAGUAUUUGAAGUUUCGAGUCGAUACCAUUAGUGACGAUGUCGAGCAAGUGUUGGCGAUUUUCGAAGAAGCGAGACGGUCAAUCGGCAACCAUUUUUAUUCCUACGAGUUUUACAGUUUGUACCUUGGCUUUCUCGAUACUUAUGCCACGGAAAAGAACCAGUUCAAGCGAAAAUAUUACAUCCUUUUGAGGAUAGUGUUGGAGGUGCCCAUGUACCACUAUGAGUAUUUCUACCGCAAAUGGUUUGAGCUCAUUCGCGACAUUGCCGACCCCAGGAUCGUCAGCGACCAAGAGUUGAAGUACAUUGUGUCGGAACGAGAUUGGCAACGCGGGGAAAGAAACAAGCUCGUGAUGCAACUCAAAAAAACCUUCACUGACGCUUACACUGCUGCGCAGAACCGAGUAUACGAGUUGUACCAUUUCGAAAGACAAUUCAAGCGACAAUACCACGACGUCAGGAUCAUAUCGCGACAACAGCUAGAUGCAUGGCUUGAAUAUUUUGAUUUCUUGGAGUUGAAAAAUUACCCCGUAAGCGUCAUCGAGAUGAACUAUAACCGAUACUUGUACAUUUGCGCCAACUACCCGCAGGCAUGGACCAAGUUUGCCGAUUACUACAUCUUCCAUCAACGGUAUAAUCUGGCGAGACAAGUGCUCAUACGCGGAUGGAAGUAUUUAGGCAAUGAUGAAGUAUUGAUCAAGUUGAUUGACGUGGAGAUAUUCUUGAAGCAGUUUCUUAGAGCAAGGGACUUGAUUACCAAUUACUUGCAAUAUACCAUCUCGGUGCCGAUUGCAAUCUAUGAGAAAUUGUUGAAUGUUGAACACAUUGUAGAUGCACGCGACGAGCACUUGUUGGCGUUGUUCAAGGAGAUUAUCCAGGAGACUCAAAACGACUGGUUUUUCAAUGUCUUGACUUACUAUGCCAUUGACCGGGAGAAGAAGGUGGCGUUUUUGAAAGAGAUGGACGAGUUCAAGGGGCAUAAAUACUACGACAUGGCCGUAGCGAUGUUCUCGUAG
This is a messenger RNA of Lodderomyces beijingensis, 1329 nucleotides long. NCBI's taxonomy places the organism in Eukaryota, Fungi, Ascomycota, Pichiomycetes, Serinales, Debaryomycetaceae. The record is from the annotation of a GenBank genome assembly.